AUGGGGAACGACGGAGGAUCAAUUCCUAGACGUAUUGAGCUUGUCAAAGAGAAAGCAAAAGAAGUUAUUAUUAACCCUGAUCUCGAAAGAAUCGCUGCUUGGUUUUAUUGUGCUUUAUCCAAGCGUUUACUUGAACAACCUGUUGUAUCAUGUGGGCUGGGGAAACUAUAUAAUCAAGAUGCCAUUAUUGAAUACCUUUUAGAUCCAAAUACAUACGGUGAUGGUGACAAGAUUUGUUCUCACAUUACUUCUUUAAAGGAUACCACUAAACUUAACUUGACACCCAAUCCAGCCUUUAAUAAUGAUAAAGGAGCAACGACAAUGGGUAAUUUAGAAAAGGAUAUAAAAAAAAUGAAUGGUAAACAUAGAUUUGUUUAUUUGGAUACAUGUGGUUGUGUUUUCGCAGAACAAGCUUUAAAAGAAAUUCCUACAAAGGAAUGUGUCAGUUGUGGUAAACCUUUUGAAAAUCAAAAUAUAAUCAUCAUUAAUCCAAAUAAAGAAGAACAAGAGAGAAUGAAGGGAUUGAUGGAAGAAAAGAAAGCAAAGGCAAAGGCAGAAAGGAAGGCAAAGAAAGCUAAAAAUGGAGAUAAAAAGAGAAAGAAAAAGGAUUCACCUGAUAUAACAACAGAGACACCAAAGAAGAAAUUGGCUACAGCUAACAUUCAAUCUUCAGCAGCAGUAGCUGUUUUAGAUAAAGUAGCUCAAGAAUUAGCAGAAAAGCAAAAGAAUAGUCCAAAUUUAUCAAAAGCAGUGAAGAGUAUUUAUGGUUCUAAAGACAAAAAAGACAAUGGAAACUAUCUCACCAAAGGUACAUUUACCCGUUACUAA
Cokeromyces recurvatus is the source of this 828-nucleotide messenger RNA. RefSeq names its product Rtf2 RING-finger-domain-containing protein. The transcript has 3 exons. Bases 1 to 828 code for a protein of 275 amino acids. Gene Ontology annotation, biological process: site-specific DNA replication termination at RTS1 barrier; mitotic DNA replication termination. NCBI's taxonomy places the organism in Eukaryota, Fungi, Mucoromycota, Mucoromycetes, Mucorales, Mucoraceae. Gene Ontology annotation, cellular component: nucleus. The record is from RefSeq and is a predicted model, not a curated record.